CUCAAUCGUGCCAGUGAAAAAAAAUUGGUCAUUCCAUUUUUAAAAUUCGAACGACAUUCCAAAAACGAAAUAGAAUUCAAUUUAAAAAAUUGUGAUUAAAUAUGGUUUAUGAAUUGUGACGUUCCAAUUUUGAAUUCGAGAGUUGGAGCGAAAAUGGAAGAAGAAAAUUUGAUAAAGGACACUGAAUAUGAUCAACUGAACCAAGUGUAUGAUGAAUGUUUGGAAUUUCUUAAUAAAUGUAAUGAUUCGUACAAUGAUGAUCCCGGAUAUGAAACUGUGCGAGACAAAACCGAUGAAAAUAAUUCGAAAUUAAAUAAUGAUGAAGCAGAUAAUUAUGUGGAACCAAAAAUUGAUUACGAGGUGGUUAAUGAAAAAAAAUCUAAUGAAAGUUUAAAUUCACUACCAGGUGAGACGAAAUCUGAAAGAUUGCGCCGAUUAUCGAAACAACUGCCCAAAAUUAUUAUUACUCAAAGCAAUUCUAGUUUAGAAAGACGGAUCGAUGAUGCGAAAGAAAGCCAUUUCGUGCCCAUCAUGCGAGCUAAGAAAAAAUUUAAUGAGGAAAAUAGAAAAGUACAGAACACAGUACAGCCCAGCAGAAAGAGACACAGCGACUUUCCGAAGAGACUCGUGUCGAAAACGGGAGUGGAAAACGUCGCUUUAAUAUCAAAUGUACCCUUUGAGAAAAUUCGUCUUCUUAAUGAUACGUUCCAUACUUUGAUCAAUCUCCGCUGGCGCUGGAUAGUGAUGGGCACGGUGUUCCUGCACUUCGCUAUCUGGCUGGUGUUUGCGGUUUUCUGGUACAUAACUGCGCUCGCGCACUACGACUUCGAGCCGGAGCCGCCGCAGCGCCUCUGCGUGACCGGGGGGAAAGACUUCGUGACUAUAUUCCUGGCGUCCGUUGAGGCGCAGACAACGAUUGGGUUCGGCGAUAGAGCUAUUGACGAAGAAUGCCCGGAAUCUAUCUUUCUUUUUGUGAUGCAGCUUAUACUAGGCACAGGCUUGUCAGGAGUCCUUACGUGCGUGGUCUAUGCAAAAUUAACUCGACCAGAGAAGCUAUCAAGGGAUGGUGUUGGUUUUAGCAAAAAAGCUGUGAUCAGCAUGCGUGACGGACGUCUGUGCCUCAUGUUCCGCGCCUGGGACCUCAAUUACGACCACAUUAUAUGUUCCGAAUUUACAGCGCAUUAUAUAAAUACACGCAAAACAAAAGAGGGCGAAAUGAUCCGCUACUACGCGCAGUCGCUGCGCCUGCAGCAGCGCCAGUUCCUGCUGUGGCCGGUGACGCUGCUGCACGUCGUGGACUCCGACAGCCCCCUGUACCACGUCACGCCGCAGCAGUUGGCCGAUAGUAGUUUCGAAAUAACAGUAAGUCUGAAAGGUGCAUCAGCUUCCAUGGGCACCUUCACCCAGAGCCAGACAUCAUACCUGCCGAGGGAGGUGGUCUGGGGGCACAGGUUUCCCUCCGUUGUGAGAUACGACACAAACAAACAGAAGUACGUAAUCGACCAUCAUAAGUUGGACUCUACAGAACCAGUAGACACUCCAUAUUGCAGUGCUUAUCAAUUGGAGAGUGGAUCAAAAUGUUCAGAUAAGUCAGACAGACCCGGGACUCCAGGCAGUUUCAGUGAGAAAAUAUCCACUUUUCAUCUUCAAAGGACGUCAUCUUUUAAGAAGAAGCAUAACAAAACACAUAGUAUAACAAAACAGAUAAUAUCAACUGAACUAAAAAUGGCAAACAACAAUUAUGAAAGUGAAAGACGCGGCAGCAAAAACAGGGCCUUAGAAAGGUCAUUAAGCUACUCCGAAGCUAUAGGAAAUGGUUCUGGGCGCUCGUCCAUAGAAAUACCAAGAAUGGCGAAUACGGAAGUCUACGCGAAUGAAGAAAUGAAAAAACAGUACAGGAUAUCGCAGACAUAUGUGGAAGGGAAAGAAAUUGCCUUCCCCACGGUUAUAACUAACGUCGAUACAAAGGUGCCGAUCAGUUUUGAAGGCGCUCACGUGUACAGCUCUCAGUCCAGUGAAGGUGACCAAACUGACGAUGGCAUUAUAAUGACUAUCGAUGUGGAAACUGAGAGUCCUAAAUCAUCGGAAAAGAGGAACAUUUCUGAUGCAUCGACUCGGCCGCUAGUGGGUUCGAGCUCUCCCAAUGAUACAUAUGAUAGUAUAGAACCUGCUGAUACACUGAAUGAUAGUACGUAUAAUGAAAUUCCGUCGUCUUUUGGGUAUGCCACUCCGUAUACUAGUCGACGGCGAACUGGCAAGAAACGGAGACGUCAACACGGCAUCGGGAGGCAGAUUCGUUCCAGAAGGGUGGUGUACAAGGGAGGAGAGGAAAAUGUCCCCAUCCGAAGCAAUAUCCCCGCGAAGUCGUUGAAAUAUUUCCGGGACAUCGUGAAUACAGUUAUAAAUAGUAAAUGGAGAUACCUGAUUCUGCUGAUGGUGUGCGCCCACUUCGCAUUUUGGCUUCUCUUCGCCAGCAUCUGGUAUGUGGUAACGGCUUCUUAUCAAGAGGAUAUAGGAGAUGGGAUGGAACACUGCGUCACUGGCACUUCAUCUUUCGCCGGUCUACUCAUGAUGGCUGUAGAGACUCAGAUGACAAUUGGGUAUGGAGUUCGAUUUCCUAAUGAAGAGUGUCCUGAAGCAAUCAUUGUUAUGGUUCUAGAGAUUGUGGCUGGAACGGCGCUAUCCGGGGGUUUGACUAGCUUAUUGUUUACUAAACUAGUGCGCCCCAAUAAACACGUGUCCUCCGUUGGAUUUAGUAAGAAAGCCACGGUCUGUCUCCGAGACGGGAAGAUGUGUCUACAGUUUCGCGUCUGGGAUUUGAUGAAUGUGCAUUUAAUUGGGAGCUCCAUCACCGCUUAUUUAUUGAAACCUAUUAGAACGCUCGAAGGGGAGCUAGUGCCUAACUAUAUACACCAGCUGAAAUUGAAAGAAGCGACGUCCUUCCUGCUCUGGCCAAUCGUAGUCGUGCACGAGAUUGAUCAUCAGAGCCCUUUGUAUGACCUAUCAGCUCAAGAUAUGAUGGAUUAUAGAUUCGAGAUAGUUGUAUGUUUGACUGGAUCCUCUAAGAGUAUGGGCACAGUCACGCAGAGUCGUACGUCUUACUUGUCGAAGGAAAUCAUUUGGGGGUAUCGCUUUAAAAACAUUUUGAAAUAUUCAAAAAAAGAUGAAGCCUACAUCAUUGAUACCGACAAUCUGAACACAGUGGAACAGGUGGAAACGCCGCUCUGCAGCGCUAGCAGACUGAAAGAAUUCGAAGAAGAUAUGAAGUCAGAACAAAUUCUGUCUACUCCAGACCUUUCUGUGUCCCCGACUAUAAUAUCGUUGAAUCGAGAAGAUUCUAUUCUCUCGAAGACUGAGGAAUCUGUCACGUCAAGCCCUUCGUUAAAUAGAACGGGCACGCAGAGGAGUUAUGGAUGGAAUUUUAGACGGUUCUACCCGAAAGGGCAGGACAGGAAUGGAGUGGAGUCGUGA
Messenger RNA from Zerene cesonia (dogface butterfly), 3471 nucleotides. RefSeq lists its product as uncharacterized. Gene Ontology annotation, molecular function: inward rectifier potassium channel activity. The record is from RefSeq and is a predicted model, not a curated record. The transcript has 19 exons. Gene Ontology annotation, biological process: regulation of monoatomic ion transmembrane transport; potassium ion import across plasma membrane. Bases 109 to 3471 code for a protein of 1120 amino acids. Gene Ontology annotation, cellular component: plasma membrane. Lineage: Eukaryota; Metazoa; Arthropoda; Insecta; Lepidoptera; Pieridae.